Messenger RNA from Patiria miniata (bat star), 6558 nucleotides. Its product is annotated as multiple epidermal growth factor-like domains protein 8. The coding region runs from base 136 to 6558 and encodes 2140 amino acids. The transcript has 36 exons. Lineage: Eukaryota; Metazoa; Echinodermata; Asteroidea; Valvatida; Asterinidae. The record is from RefSeq and is a predicted model, not a curated record. Gene Ontology annotation, molecular function: protein binding; calcium ion binding.
GCGCCGGUUUCUUCCAAUUUGCCAAACAAACGGGCGAAAUGAUGGACUUUCUGGAAAGAGGAACAACUCAUUUAUAAAUUACAGUGGGAUUUGUGGAGUAUUCGUUCGUAAUUGUUGAAGAACACAAAUAUAAUCAUGGAUUGUGCGUGCUCUACCCUGGUGCUUUCGGUGUUUCUGUUUAUAUGCGGAUGUGGUCGCUUAGCAACGUCUGCGGGCUGCUCUGGCCUCCGGAGGGCGCUCUUGACAGACCUGGAAGGAACGGUCACGGACGGAGUAGGGUUUUACGAAGAAAAUGUCCACUGCGAGUGGCUUAUAGAAGCUCCGGAUCCUAACAUGACCAUCACUUUGACAUUCAAGGAGUUUGAGACAGAGUGUACCUAUGACUUCCUGACGGUCUACGACGGCGACUCAUUCACAAGUACCGUCCUGGGCACAUUCAGCGGCAACUUGGUACCGGGGCCAGUGCAAGCCAAAAGUGGCAAAAUGUUAAUACACCUAUACAGUGAUACAAAUUACCCGUUAAAUGGCACGACAGCGACGUACAAGAUACAGAACUGUUCCAAUGCCUGUUCGGGGCACGGCGUUUGUCAGAAUUAUCAGUGUGCGUGCGACUCGGGGUACAAAGGGAGUUCCUGCGAGUGGAGGACUUGCCCGUAUGAGUGCGGCCAGUCGAGCAGUCGCGGCAAUUGCGACUUCCUGUCACCGGUUCAGCGGUGUGCAUGUAGUGCAGGCUACGUGGGCGAGGGUUGCAGUCUGUCUACCAAUGACAACACAGGAUGGGGCGACACUGUACUGGUGUCUUCUGGGAUUGAUUCCAUCUUCAAGGCGCGGACCGGUCACACGGCCGAGUACCAUGAAGGCACAGACAGUCUGUGGGUCUUUGGAGGUUAUGACCUGAAUGGUGUUCUAGAUGAUAUUGUCAGGUACAACUUCACGUCCAACCAAUGGGAGAGGGCAGUGCCUGCCACGGCAACAAGGCCGACUGGCCGCUACGCACACUCCAUGGUCCUCUACUACGACGACCUCAUUGUCUUCGGGGGUAUCCUAGCCAACGGCUCACUUACCAAUGAGCUGUGGGCGUUUGACAUCACGACCCGCGUCUGGACCCUCCUUCCCGUGGGCAGUGACCUGGCUUCGAUGCCGCCGGGCCUGGCCGACCACAGUGGCACCAUAGUCAACUUCUCCCACCUUUAUGUCUUUGGAGGGAGAAGCCAGAACACCAAUUUUGUGGACGGCAUCUUUAAGUACGACCUGAUCCUGAGGUCGCGCUGGGAUGUCAUUCGGCCCCUGGGUGGUCGCGAGGCCGACGUCAGGGUCAGAGGUCACAGCGCCGUGUACCACAUGGACUCCCAGUCGCUCGUUGUCUUUGGGGGUUUCCGACCGUCUUCAACAAGAUUCAGCGAACGGUCCAAUGAGAUCUACGCAUUCCACGUGGAUGAACGCUACUGGAUGAAGUGGUCGGUGGACAUGAGCGGCGCCCCCAUGGGGCGGGCCUUUCACAGUGCCAACAUUAUCGGCAACUAUAUGGUCAUUUACGGGGGUAACGUGCACAGGCACUACACCCGACCUGAGGACCACUACCCGCCCACCCAUGAGAGAUGCUACGAUGAACGCAUCGAGCUUUUCCACCUUGGCUGUCACAAAUGGGCUGACUUUGAUACGCUGGCCCAAGGAUUCCAGUCUCCCGCUGAAACAGAACAUUUGCACCGUGUCACAAGAGGGCGCUUUGGUCACGCCGCGGCGGUCCGCGACGGCAGCACGCUUUUAGUCGUCGGCGGAUACAGCGGACAGGUGUUGCACGACCUGAUUGCAGUCAAGAUGCCUGGGACGGUGGCCGUCAAUUCCAAGUUGGGCGGCUCGAUUCUAGACCAAUGCGGAAUGCACUCCACGAAAGCAAUAUGCCUGAGUGAUCCCAAUUGUGGAUGGUGCGCGGCCAGUAGCAAUUGCCUCGGGCACUCGCAACAGAGUUCGUGCCCUGAGCCGCAGAGCUUCCUUCAAGGCUCCUGCCCCAGCAUCUGCAACAGCCUAGUCUCCUGCGAAGCCUGCAUCAUCUGGGGGAAAGGGGUCACGCUGUCUGACCCCUCAGGGUCAAGGGUCAAUGAGCAGUGUGGCUGGUGCGUCCAGGAGCAACAGUGUUACCCUAUUGGAGAGCCGGGUGGUGCGUGCGGAGACCAUUCGUCCAGCACCGACCCCACGGGAUGGUGGGGCCUGAACGGCACCUUCGUGACGGAGUUUGCCCAGUGCCGGCUGCAGGAUAUGCCGCCAGGAAUGACCUGGAUCAAGUACCGUCACCCGCAGAACACCACACAGCCAGAUGAGGUGACGAUCGUCGAAAAGACAGACAGGAGUUUCAGUUUUUACUACGUCAGCAUUCAGGAGGAAAAGACAAACGGCGGGGAGUACAUCGCGGAGUACAAGGGCUUCCUGCGACCGAACGAUGCGGUGCCUACCGGGGACGCGCAACUGCGCGUCUGGAUGGGCAGCUCCAACGCCAUUUCCUCGCUGUACCUCAGCACCGACGCAAAUCCGCAGAAUGCUGAGAGAGUGGCCUACUAUGCGUUAGAUGAUGAACAGUUAGUGGAAGCCGAACGCCCCAACAACGCGGCCGUCUUUCCAGUCAACUCGAAGACGGCGGCGUACUACGUCCUUCAGGAGGAGCGACAAGUUAUCAAGAUGAGCGCCGUGCAUUCCGUCAUGGAUCUGAAGUGGAACGGAAACCAUCCACUCGGGCUCGUGUCACAGACCUUCUCAAGGGAGUAUCUGCAACCCUACUAUUCCGGCGCCUGCGAUUCCUACGUCACCUGCUCCGGCUGCUUGACAGACGCGUCCUGUGGCUGGUGCCCGGCCAGCGAGACCUGCGAACUGCGCAGUAAGACCACUGCAGCGGAGGACCACUGCGGCACGGCUACCGGCGCCAUCAUGCACCACCUGAUCACGCAGUGGGACCAGUGUCUGGACUGUAAGCUGUACGUGGACUGCUUGUCGUGCACCGAGAAUCCUUUGUGCGAGUGGCUUAUUUCGGGAGAUGAUGUCAGGUGCACCAGGCGAGGGCGCUUUCUCACCAGCAUCAAGGACCCGAAUCAGUGCACUCUCAACUGCCACGAAUACACUAACUGCUCGGACUGUUCCAAGCGCACAAAGGAGUGUGCGUGGUGUGAGGAGACCAAGUCAUGUUUCACGUUUGGGACAUACGUAACAUCAUUCACCUAUGGCCAGUGCCCAAACUGGUUUGAUUUGAACAAGGCCUGUCCAUCGUGCGCAGCUCACACGGACUGCAAGAGCUGCCUGGCAGAUUUCAAGUGCGGCUGGUGUGGUAACAGGGACAACCCAACUCUGGGAAAUUGUCAAGAGGGUAACUUUGGCAGCCCAGACUCGGCCCAGUCCUGUAGCGCCCUCGUGGCUGCGCAGUAUAACAUCUCGGAGAGCGAGCCGGCCGAUUGGUCGUACCGGAUCUGCCCGGACGUGGAGGAGUGUAUGCUGGAAUUGGACGACUGCCACGCCAACGCUACCUGCGCCAACACGUUUGACUCAUACGAGUGCACCUGCAACCGGGGAUUUGAGGGGAACGGAAGAGACGAAUGCGUCAAAACGUGUUACCAUGAGUGCAUCCACGGCCGCUGCAGUGGGGCGCCAGACUACACGUGCAUCUGCGACGUCGGGUGGAAUGGGGAAAACUGCAGCACGGACUGCGAGUGUAAUUUCCACAGCACCUGCGAAACGGGGAUUGGCAUCUGCGACGAAUGCCAACACUGGACCAUGGGCCAGUUCUGCGAGCUGUGCCGACCUGGUAGCUACGGCAACGCCACCGACCAAUCCCAGGGCUGCCGGGAGUGCCAGUGCAACGGGCACGGCGACGCGACCCUGGGCAGCUGUCACAACGAAACGGGGAUCUGCUACUGCACCGAGAACACGAAGGGCGACCACUGCGAGGAAUGCGUGACGGGAUUCUAUCAUGACCCAAGAUUUGCCCAGCACUGCUCCCGCGAGUGCAGCGGCCGGAUGCUGCUGACCAACGUGGAAUCCGCAGCCUUGGGCUCAGGCCAGGGGGAUGGAGUGACCCUCUCCGAGGCCUACUGCCUGUGGGUGCUGACCGCUGGCGACAACUUGACCCACACGGCGGCCAUGACUGACCCACCAACUAUCAGCUUGACCGUUGAAGGCAUUGAGGCGCUCUGUGGGAGAGACUACAUGUACGUAUACGAUGGAAUACCAUCCUAUUUGUCCUCGUCGCACCCUGAGCUGGCCGGGGCAGACCUGGGGGCCUUCUGUGGUCAAGAUCCCCUGGAACGUGUCACAGCCGUGGCCCACUCCGGCAUCAUGACCGUCGUCUACCAGGCCAACCACACCGGCAGCACGGACUCCCCAGGCUUCGUGGCCAGCUACAGCGUCAACCGCUGCCCCGGCGGUUGCCACGGCAACCGGGAGUGCAUCCUGGGAACCUGUCGCUGCAUCAGCGGCUACCGGGGACCGAACUGCGAGGAGGAGGCUUGUCCGGGUAACUGCAGUCAGGCGGACGGUCAAGGGAUCUGUGACGAGGCCAUGGGCGUGUGCAACUGCAGCGCAGGUUUUGGCGGCGAGGCCUGCCAAUUCCCCACCUCCCCUCUGGCUGGGCUCAAGCAAGGCAUUUGGACCCUCCUGGCGGACGAGGCUCGGCUGGAUCCUGACGCCAGUUCCACGGUCGGGGCCGUGCCCUGCGGCCGGAUGGGCCACACACUUGUGGCCAGCGAGGCCAAUGUGCUGUGGUUGUUUGGCGGCUACUCCCACACCCACGGGCACCUAAAUGAUGUUUGGAGCUAUGACCUCGCUACAAAGAAGUGGAAGCAACACUUUUCGGGCAGCUCUGCCCACCCAGCUCCCAGACGCUACCAUGCGGCGACAUUCUCCUCAUCCUACGUGAUGAUUUCUGGAGGAAUGAAUGAUACGACAGUCAUGCAGGACGUGUGGUACUUUCACACUGUCAGCGAGAACUGGUCCCAGAUUCCAGCCGUUUUUCCUGUAGCACUGGCAGGCCAUUCCUUUGUUGUGGUCAAGGAUGAAACCUUGGUGACGAUUGGCGGCUACUCGCCGACCAACGGUCUCCAAGACAAGGUGCUGGAAUUCAGCGUUGCCGACAAUGCGUGGCUGGCUGUUCAAACAACUGGACCCCCUCCCACUGGUCUGUUUGGCCACAGCACGGUCUGGCACUCCACCACCAAGGCCCUGUAUGUCUAUGGCGGUUACCUCUUUCACCUGGACAGCGUCUUUGUCUCGGACAGACUGUACUCUCUGGACUACAGAAACUCGGUCAGAAGAUGGAAUCUUCUGCUUGCCGAGCCCGGGAACCAGCCACUUCCCCAUAUCUUCCACGCCGCUGUCACCACGUCCAAUUACAUGGUAGUCAUCGGGGGCGGGACCCCAACCCAGAACAUCUCCAACACGCUGAUGGCGUACCACUACGACUGCAACCAGUGGGUGGAUCUUAACGAUUUUGUAGUUGGAAGUCCCCCGUCACCAUCUGCGUCUCUGUCUGCUGCCAUCGUCACGGGCAACGCCAUCUACACGUUCGGCGGGAACGACGGGACCUCGCUGGGCGCCCUCUACCAGCUCAAUCUGCCGACGGACCUGUGCGCAUUGCAGACCACGACCGACGGUUGCCUGGGCAUGCCCAGCUGCGCGGCUUGUGUGGAGACUAACGACACCCAGAACCUGUUGUUCUGCAAGGCCAGCAUGGAUGUGUAUCAAGCGAGUUGUGACGGCAUCUACUCUUUGGAGCAAGGCAUCACCUGCAACGACGCGAGGGUGGAAUAUAGGAACUGCGGGGCUGCCAAAUCCUGCAGUGAGUGUGUCAUGACCCAGCCUGCACACUACACAGCUGAACAGACCUGCAAAUGGUGUUCCAACUGCCCUGACGGCGCGUGCAUAUCGCGCCAGCUGGACUGCAUGGAAGUACACAACUGCCAGGUGGACAAACAGAAGGAGAUCAGCGACGCCAACCAGUGCCCGGAGCUGGAGUGCGAGGCCAGUGACUGCGACAAAUGCGUCGCCGAAGACUGCAUCUGGACGCGCCAAUUCAAACGAGCCAGUGAGGUGCGACGCUUGCUCAACGCCAACCCCACCUACGACUGGAACUGCUUCAGGGAGUCACUCCUGCAGAUUGCGCCUGUUGACAUUCACAUUAGCUCCUCCCCCAACGAGCCAUGCCCCUCCCCUUGCUACACCCACAACUCGUGCACUGAUUGCCUGGAUUCCAAAGGGGCAGAGGGGGGCUGGCAAGAGUGCGUCUGGAGCGCCCGGCUUGGCCAGUGCUUGUCCCCGACCUACGUCCCCCUGGUCUGUUCCACCGGCGCCUGCGGUCCCCUGACCCACAGCGGCAGUCACAACUGCCCCCAACCCUGCUACCUGAACACGCAGUGCGCUCACUGCCUGCGACAGCCGGGGUGCGGGUGGUGCGCAGUGGGCCAGGGGAACGGGACGGGCGUCUGCAUGGAGGGGGGUCUGUAUGAGCCCACGGGGGGCGUGUGCUCGGCUGAAGGAGUCGGCUUGAACAACUUCCCCGUAGAAGGUGAGAUGGAUGUUUAA